AACCAAAGCAGACCUCUUUAAAUUUCCUUGCUACCUGCCCUCUUACCCUACUCUAAACCAUCGGCGACAACAAGUACGCAGAUGUUCUUCUAAAUACUCGAUCGUCAAGGUUUCUUACUCUAGGAACUAAUUAUUAAGCGAAAAAACUGAUCGAUGGCUUUGCCUCGUUUAGCUUCGAAGAGUAUCCUACAAAGGGUGUUGGCUUCUAAUUCUUUGCUGGGUCAAGGUGCUCGUGAGAGGAGUGUUGGUGGUGUUCAGAGACAGAGGUGGGGAAAUGAGAUUGUGAGGACGUUUACUGCAGCAGAUGUUGAUAAGGUGGCUGGUGAGAAAACAGAACAUGGCAAAGAUCAGGUAGCUGUUUCUGAAGGUGGUAAGAAGUCCAUGUUAUUCCCGAAGAGGCAGCGCAAGAGGUGGCUGUGGAGGAACAAGGACCGUCAUGACUUUUCUCCUGCCCAUUACGAUUUCUUUUCCUCGGGGCUUGGAAAUGCGCUCAUGCAAGCAACCCAGAACAUAAACAGUCUGUUCGAGAAAUUGAACAUAACCCCCUGGACACUCAGCGGCCGCGUAAAAGAGAAGGACAACAGCUACGUGUUGCGGUAUGAGGUGCCGGGGCUAUCCAAAGAAGACUUGAAGCUCACCAUCGAUGACGGAGUUUUAACAAUAACCGGAGAGCACAAGGAAGAGAACGAAGACGACUCGGACGAUGAGUCUUGGUCAGCUGCGAGCUAUGGCUACUAUCACACAAGCCUGUUGCUACCCGAGGAUGCCAAAAUUGACGAGGUUAAGGCGGAGUUGAAGGAUGGAGUUCUAACUAUUGUCAUUCCUAGAACUGAGAUGCCAAAGAAGGAUGUGAAGGAAGUGAAAGUACAUUAGUUUGAUAGGAGGCCCGAUCGAGUUUGAUGGAGCCUGCGAUGUGUACGUGUUUGUGCAUGUGGAAAAUAGAGGAAAGGGUUACCGUGUGUGCGCCUAUGUUUUGAAGAACGUACUCGUAUAUAUUUUGCAUGGCACAAUAAGAUGUAUGGGACUCUUUUU
Messenger RNA from Juglans microcarpa x Juglans regia, 1032 nucleotides. RefSeq names its product 26.5 kDa heat shock protein, mitochondrial. The record is from RefSeq and is a predicted model, not a curated record. Gene Ontology annotation, biological process: response to heat. Bases 154 to 873 code for a protein of 239 amino acids. Lineage: Eukaryota; Viridiplantae; Streptophyta; Magnoliopsida; Fagales; Juglandaceae. The transcript is spliced from 2 exons.